AUGGCUGUGGUUCCAUCAGUGUCCAUCAAGAUGAAGUUGUGGGGCAUGUGCGCCCUCUUCCUCAUCUUCCUGUGGCUAUCAGCCUCUAUGACAGUAGGCUUUCCCAUCAUCCCACACAAGGUGAGAUGCCGGUCGGUCAAGUAUAGUCCGUGCUACCUGAUUUGGCACUUCUGCCCCAUCCAGUGCCCCACAAGUUGUUUGGUUGACUGUAUCAUCUGCAAACCUGUUUGCAGUUGCAAUCUUCCUGGGGCAAUUUGUGAGGACCCUAGGUUUGUAGGUGGAGAUGGCAUUACUUUCUAUUUCCAUGGCCGAAAAGAUCAAGACUUUUGCAUAGUUUCAGAUACCAAUCUCCAUAUCAAUGCUCACUUUAUUGGCAAGAGAAACCCUAAUCUCAAAAGAGACUUCACCUGGGUACAGUCCAUUGGAAUAAUGUUUGGCUGCCACAAACUUCUUGUUGCUGCUAAAACAACGUCAACAUGGGAUGACAAUGUGGACCGCCUUGCUCUAUCCUUCGAUGACAUGCCAAUCGACCUCCCCAACAAGGAAGGAUCCAAGUGGCAGACCCCAAUUGCACCACUUGUCUCCAUAACGCGCACUGGUGACACCAACAGGGUUGUCGUUGAAGUCGAACAAAACUUCAGGCUUAGUGCAGUGGUCGUUCCAAUCACAGCCGAGGAGUCUAGAGUACAUAGCUACAAUAUAACUGAUGAGGAUUGCUUUGCCCACUUGGAAAUUGGGUUCAAGUUCUAUAAGCUUACAGAUGCAGUGGAUGGAGUGCUAGGGCAGACAUAUAGGAGGAACUAUGUAAGCAAGGCAAAGAUGGGGGUGCCAAUGCCGGUAUUAGGCGGUCUUCAUAAGUUUUCAUCUUCAAAUAUCUUUGCCACUGACUGCCCAGCAUCUCAGUUUGGGAACCAUGCCUUGCCAGAAAACAGGACUGGAGAGUAUCCAAGCUUGCAUUGCAGCAGUGGGCUAAAUGGGACUGGCGUAGUUUGCAAGAAAUAG
Messenger RNA from Vitis riparia (riverbank grape), 1002 nucleotides. RefSeq lists its product as uncharacterized. NCBI's taxonomy places the organism in Eukaryota, Viridiplantae, Streptophyta, Magnoliopsida, Vitales, Vitaceae. The record is from RefSeq and is a predicted model, not a curated record. The coding region runs from base 1 to 1002 and encodes 333 amino acids. The transcript has 2 exons.